AUGGCUGACCCCAGCUUCCCAGAUUACAGAACUCUUUAUCUGCAGGCGGAAGAGAGACGGUGUCAGGAAGCAGAAGGGAGGCGGCAGGAAGCAGAAGGGAGGCGGCAGGAAGCAGAAGGAAGGCGACAGGAAGCAGAAAGAAGGCGGCAGGCGGAAGAGCGCGAGAAGCGAGAAGCAGAAGGAAGACGGCAGGCAGAAGAGCACAAUCGACCGACCACUUUCACGGAGCUCAUUCAGCACUGCCAUGUCCUUCUCUCCCGAUCGCUGAGAAUUGAUUCACCAUCCCGCUCAACAACUGGGAAAAUACCUCUUCCCACCGGAAAAUACUGCCCGACUCGAUUGGAACAUUGGACCGACUGCCCAGAACAGCUCUCAGAGGUCUACAGGUCCGUCUGUCAAUAUCUUCAGCCCGAGCCGGGAGAGGCACCACGUCUAUUCUCGUCUCUGGCCGAAAUAGAAGGGCUCGGUCGUCGAUUUGCUCGCAAGCCACUUAGUAGCGAGCAAGAACUUGAGGCCUACGAGCGGUUUGGCGUGGAGGAACAUGUCCACGAUAUAAUCAUCGAGCUGUGCAAACUGCCAGCUGCUCGUGAGGAGUUCGGGCUCGGUGAUGGAAUCCAGUUCAGCAAUCAUACGAAUUCCUUGAACGAGAACGAACCCGUUGAAGCUGACGCAAGCCAAUUGCCGAGCACAAGUCACCCACGACCUGACCAGUUUUGCAUAAAUCGUGUCGACGGUAACUCGACCACCGUCCUGACGACGGUCGAGUACAAGCCACCUCACAAGUUGUCUGUUGCAACCUUUCGUAUGGGACUUCGACCAAUGGACCUAUGGAAUGAUAUGGUCAGAUUUAAUAAAAUCCCUACCGACCAGGAAGCAAAGUUGAAGCACAGUGCAGAGCGCCUCGUCUGCUCCGCCAUUGUGCAAGAGUACCAUGUGAUGAUUCAGGAAGGACUCGAAUAUUCAUAUGUGACAAAUGGGCUUACCCGUGUUCUCCUCCGUGUUCCGCGUGACCAGCCUAGCACGGUCUAUUACUUUUUCUGUGAUCCUCACAGCGAAGUAAACCCGGAAAGCGAUACGGUUGUCCAGCUAUGGAAGUCGUCUGUUGCGAGGGUGUUGUGUCUUUGUUUGAUGGCAUUUCGCUCACCCAUCCGUGAGCAAGAAUGGAGAAAUCGCGUGCGCCCAAAUCUUCACAAAUGGAAGACAAACUUCGAUCACACGCGUUCGCAGAUUCCGAGAAGCGAGCUACAGCAAAUCUCCCACUCCGAUAGCACGAACCCUGAUUUUCCAAGUCCGGAGUCUGGUACAUCCUAUGGACUACCAUCGUCGUCUCCGCUGCCGUCUCCCUCGGAGGGCCGUCGAGUGCAUACACGAUCUCAAACCACUUGUGCACCCUCAGAGAUUCGACCGCGCUCGCAAUCACCGGACUCGUCCGGCUCUGACGCUGAUCAAGCAGCUGGCCAUAAGCGGAGGAUCAGCCAAGUCACGCCUUCACCGUCCGCUCGACGAUCAAAUCGCCAGCAAACGACUGGGCCUGACCAAGACGACCAUCAUCGACGCCGUGCCGCACAAUUCUGCACGCAACGAUGUCUGCUCGGUUUGCGGAACGGGGAUGUUCUUGAUGAGUCGUGUCCCAAUGUAGGCCAUCACCGCCGGGGCAAGAACCUCGCGGCUCAGCAUUUAAUCUCGGCCAGGGACAUGAUACUUUUACUGAAAAAUGAGUUGGACGAGAAUAUAGAUCGUUGCAUCCCCCUGGGGGAUUGCGGCUCAUACGGUGCCCCAUUCAAACUUACCUGCAUGGAAUAUGGUUACACGGUCAUCGGUAAAGGCACCACGUCAGGAUUAUGGGAAGAAGUUUCCCGCGAAGCGCAAGUUUAUCGAGUGCUGCGCAAGGCCCAAGGAUCCGCUGUACCUGUAUUCUUGGGUACGAUUGACUUGGCAAAAAUCUAUUUUCUUCAUGGCGCUGGAGAAAUUUGUCACAUGCUCGUAAUGGGCUGGGGAGGCGAAUGCACAGCGACGAUGGAGCUGACGCAGUGGCUUCGCCGCGAGAUACACAAAUCGAACAAGGAAAUUAGAGCCCUUGGUAUAACACAUGACGACCUGCGGCGAGACAAUGUCCUUUGGAGUGAAGAGCUUGGCCGUGCUUUGAUCAUUGACUUCCAUCGCUCUACUUUGAAAUGUCGACCGGCUUUACAACGGUCGGGGGCAGCCAAACGACGACGACUAUGUCAAACAGAGGCAGGAGAUGCAAAACGUUUUCGUAUCUCUUGA
This is a messenger RNA of Penicillium arizonense, 2268 nucleotides long. RefSeq lists its product as uncharacterized. The transcript has a single exon. NCBI's taxonomy places the organism in Eukaryota, Fungi, Ascomycota, Eurotiomycetes, Eurotiales, Aspergillaceae. Bases 1 to 2268 code for a protein of 755 amino acids. The record is from RefSeq and is a predicted model, not a curated record.